AAUUAAACACAGCUGGAACACAACAAAACAGGCCUAAAAACUUGGCUUCGCAAGCCCAAUUGUACCCAGCGAUAGGCAUAUGAAAGUAACAAGCGUGCUAAACGGCCGGGGAUUUUGGCCUGGAUUUGGCCGAACAGGUUAAUUGUGAAAACAACUCGCAGUGUUCACCUCUAAAUGGAUUCCUCAAAACCCUCCAUUUUAUAGAAUCAAGAAAGAGGGAGAGCACAAAUUCGAUUUGCAGGAUUAACACAUGAAAUUUUUAAUGCGAAACCUACUCCUACUGCAACUGCUUUCUUUAGGAAAUGCCGACAUCUACUCGAGUUUAUCGUUAAUCCACGCGUUAGUUUUUUCUUUUAAUUAUUGAUUAGGAAUUUCGCACAUAAAAAGAGAGAUUUUAAAAUGGGAAGUAAAGAAGAAUUUUUGGAGGAGCUGCUCGACGUUGAAAUGAAGCUCCAAGAUGUUCAAGGCCAAAUAAAGUCGUUGCUUGAUCAUCAAGAAGAGCUGUAUGAGAGACAAUCUGAACUGAAAGCUCUGUUAGAACAUUUUGAAUCGUCUAGAAGCUGUGGUGAGGAUGAAACUUCUGUUUCCAUGAGGAAAUGGUCUGGAACUUUCGAAUGGGACUCCCGGGCUGAUGAUAUUAGGUUUAAUGUUUUUGGCAUAUCUUCAUAUCGCGUAAAUCAACGUGAGAUUAUAAAUGCGAUCAUGAGUGGAAGAGAUGUCCUCGUAAUAAUGGCUGCUGGUGGAGGCAAGAGUCUGUGCUACCAACUUCCUGCAGUCCUUCGCAAUGGAGUCACUCUUGUCGUCAGUCCUUUACUUUCUCUUAUUCAAGAUCAGGUAAUGAGUUUGGGAGCAUUAGGCAUCCCGUCAUUCAUGUUGACGUCAACAACAACCAAGGAAGAUGAGAAGUUCAUAUAUAAAGCUCUUGAAAAGGGUGAAGGGGAGCUCAACAUAUUAUAUGUCACUCCUGAAAAGAUAUCAAAGAGCAAGAGAUUUAUGUCAAAACUUGAAAAAUGUCACCAUACUGGUCGCCUAUCUCUAAUUUCUAUUGAUUUGACUGAUGUUACAUGGAAAGCUGUGGUGUUGGUUACUAUUUUGGGUGUUGGGACAGAUAGCAAGUCCAGAAUUUAUUUAGAAAAAGAACCGCUACUUGGCGAUCUACCAGGGAGAACAAAAUUUUUGCCUUUAUUGGGUUAUGCACCAAAGGGGUUUAAAGACUUUCCUUUAUCUUUAGCUUUUCUUGGUUGGGAGAGGGUUACCCGUUAUCUUGAUCGAGUUUAUUGUGUUGAUUUUCUAUUAAGCUUGAUAAACUGGACUACUUGGAAACAGAGACUGCAGUUGUUGAGAGAACCUAAUCUUUGGAAAAUUCAAAGGGUGUAUAUAUACCAACUUGGUACAGUGGAUUCACGAGGAAACAGAGAUGCAACUACGAGGAGAUUGUUUUAUGGUGUAGAAAGAAGGAUCAUUUUUUUAUGUGGGUCCCACUCUUGUUGCGAGUUAAGUACAAUAAUCUUGUUAAUGAGUGCUGAAUUGCAAUAUAUUAUUCAAGUAGCUNAGGAGUGUGAACAGGUCGCAAAAGAAUUGCGUGACAGGGGGGUUUCGGCUGAUUACUAUCAUGCAGACAUGGAUGUCAAUGCUCGUGAGAAAGUUCAUCUGCGAUGGAGCAAAAGCAAGUUACAAGUCAUUGUUGGCACGGUUGCAUUUGGCAUGGGAAUCAACAAACCAGAUGUCAGGUUUGUCAUCCAUCACAGCUUAAGCAAAUCAAUGGAAACGUAUUAUCAGGAGAGUGGUAGAGCUGGAAGAGAUGGACUUCCUUCUGAAUGUUUGUUAUACUUUCGAGCAGCAGAUGUUCCUAGGCAGAGCUCAAUGGUCUUCUACGAAAAUUCCGGAUUGCAGAAUCUCUAUGACAUCGUGCGAUAUUGUCUGACCAAAACACAAUGCCGUCGAGGUGCUUUCUUCAGACACUUUACUGAGUCUUUACAAGACUGCAAUGGAAUGUGUGAUAACUGUGCCUUCUCUAGUGAGGUCAGGGAAUUGGAUGUCUCUGGUUGCUCCACGGGAGACCAAAGCAGGAAACAAAUGACGAAUGAAUAUCUAGCCCGCCAUCUGUGAGGAAAGAUUGUAUACUCACAAAGGGAGAGAAUUUGAGCACUAGCUUCUGGACUGAAUUUUAGUUGUCUUUCUCGUCUUCCUGGUAUUUUUUAAUAGCUUCACUGAUUAAUGCCCACAAUUUUCAUCCAGACUGAUUAAGUGAAGCCCCAUUUCCAACAAAUUUUGACAAUCUAUUCUUCUACUGAAGCCCACUUGUCUUGUACUAACUAGAAGAC
This is a messenger RNA of Olea europaea var. sylvestris, 2324 nucleotides long. RefSeq names its product mediator of RNA polymerase II transcription subunit 34-like. Bases 400 to 2109 code for a protein of 569 amino acids. Gene Ontology annotation, biological process: double-strand break repair via homologous recombination. NCBI's taxonomy places the organism in Eukaryota, Viridiplantae, Streptophyta, Magnoliopsida, Lamiales, Oleaceae. The transcript has 18 exons. Gene Ontology annotation, molecular function: nucleic acid binding; four-way junction helicase activity; ATP binding. The record is from RefSeq and is a predicted model, not a curated record. Gene Ontology annotation, cellular component: chromosome; mediator complex; cytoplasm.